UUUUACGUUUUCCUCCUGCAAAUCGUCACAGUCCUUGCUGACAGUAGUGGCCCAGAGCGAACUUACACUCGCCUCGAUGGUACCCAAUCAAAUGCACUCUUUUUUUUAAAUCCUCAGAUGUCCUGUGCACCACGUUCUCUGCAACUUCCUUCUUCACUUAGAUGGAGUGUUCUCUGGAAUGUGCCAACCGAUCCAGCAACCAGGAUUUUAUCCUCCUGGGUUUGUCGCCUAGCCCAAGCAUCAGGAACACCCUCUUUGCCGUCUUCCUGGCCCUCUAUCUGCUGAUCCUCCUGGAGAACACACUCAUCAUCUACCUCACCUGCAGCCGCCACGAGCUCCACAAGCCCAUGUACUUCUUUCUGGGCAACCUCAGCGCCCUGGAGCUGUGCUACGUGUCGGUGACCAUGCCCACAUUGCUUAUGGGGCUGAGGUUGGGCGCCUGCCGUGUGUCCUUCCCCGCCUGCAUGGGGCAGCGCUUUCUAUUUCUGGCCCUCAUGUGUACCAAGUGUGCCUUGCUGGUCUCCAUGGCCUAUGAUCGCUACGUGGCGGUCUGCUGUCCGCUGCACUACCCGGUGCGCAUGCGGCCCCCGGUGUGCCGCAGCCUGGCCGCGGGCGCCUGGCUGGGCGGACUGGGGGUCUCGGCGGCCCGGACUGCGUGCGUCACCCGCCUCGCCCGUUGCGCGCCCAGUGUCCUCGACCACUUCUUCUGCGCCGCCAGGGCACUGCGAGGUGGGGCCUGCGAGCCCGUGGCUAACCUGGCCGACGUCCUGGUAGCCAGCGCAGUGGAGGGCGGGUCGUUGCUCGCAGCCCUGGCCGCCUACGCCGCCAUCGCGGACGCGUUGCUCCGCCUGCCCUCGGCCUCCGCGACGUGCAGGGCCCUGGCCGCCUGCGCCUCCCACCUGGUGGUUAUGGGCGUCUUCUACACCGCCAUGCUCACCGUGGACGCCUGCGCGGGCCGCGGUCGCCACGCCGAGCUGGACAAGGCGCUGUCGCUCCUCUACACGGUACUCACGCCCGCCUGUAGCCCAGUGGUCUACUGUCUGCGCAACCGCGAAGUGCACGACGCGCUGCGCAGGUCGCUCUGCCGCCUUGCGCGCUCUCGCGAGAACUGACGGCCUCGUGGGAAUGUAUGGACUGGCCACCAUGACAACUGACUCCUCGCGGGAACUGAUGGACUCACCAGAAUUGACCUCCCGACCGUUAAAGACAGCACGCAAGAAAGGCUUUGUGGAAAUUGAUGCCUCAUGAAUAAUCUUGAUUUUCAAAUAUUGUUGAUUUGUUGGAGACCAGAGGACACGAAAUAAUACAUUAUUAUGCCAAGAACCAGGCCACAUAACUGGGGUGGCGUCUCCAGGCCGUGGUGACCUGGCUUUAGGGACAGAACAGUAAGGAUACCCUUGCUUCCGGGUGGGGGACCUCCGGACCCCAGCGUUCCUGAGGCUAGAUAACAUCAGAAGAAUGCAGGCAUACUGAUACGAGGAUGGAGUUGUUUUCCAUGUU
Cavia porcellus (domestic guinea pig) is the source of this 1500-nucleotide messenger RNA. RefSeq names its product olfactory receptor 6Z7-like. Lineage: Eukaryota; Metazoa; Chordata; Mammalia; Rodentia; Caviidae. Bases 162 to 1112 code for a protein of 316 amino acids. The transcript has a single exon. Gene Ontology annotation, biological process: G protein-coupled receptor signaling pathway. Gene Ontology annotation, molecular function: G protein-coupled receptor activity; olfactory receptor activity. Gene Ontology annotation, cellular component: membrane. The record is from RefSeq and is a predicted model, not a curated record.